CCAACGUAUCGCGAGAUUUGCGACUCGCGCACAUCCUCCUCUGGAAAGUUUAAAUAGUUUGCGCCGUGAUUACAGCACAGAGGAGGAGAAGUGUCUCCGCUCUGACAACAUGAAGUCCACAUGGCUGCCGUCCUCUCUGCUGCUGCUGCUCGUAGAGCUGAGCCGUGUGUCUCUUCAAGACGGUGGCAAGCCCAACUUCGUCCUGAUGAUGGUGGACGACCUGGGGAUCGGAGACCUGGGCUGCUUCGGAAACACAACGCUGAGGACCCCCAACAUUGACCAGCUGGCAGAGGAGGGGGUGAAGCUGACCCACCACAUCGCUGCAUCGAGCGUCUGCACCCCCAGCAGGGCGGCGUUUCUCACCGGACGCUACCCGAUACGUUCAGGUAUAGCUGGUAAACAAAUAUCUAUAGUCUUUAUAUUGAAUGGAGUAUCUGGAGGUCUUCCCAGCCACGAGGUUACCUUUGCUAAGAUAGCCAAACAGCAGGGCUACGAAACAGCUCUUAUCGGUAAAUGGCACCUGGGCCUGAACUGUGAGAGCAGCGACGAUCACUGCCACCACCCCAACGCCCACGGCUUCAACUACUUCUUCGGGAUCCCCCUGACCAACCUGCGGGACUGCCAGCCCGGACACGGCACCGUGUUCAUGCUCUAUAAAUAUCUACCGUACGGGACGCUGGGCGUCAUCCUGGUCAGUGCGGUCUUACUCCACUAUGUGGGCCUCAUCACUCUGCGCAGAAGGCUGGUUCUGGGUCUGCUGUCUCUGUUGGCCGUGCUCACGGGUCUGACAGUAGGAUUCAUUAAGAUGACGCCGUACCUCAACUGUGUCCUCAUGAGGGACCACGUGGUCGUGGAGCAGCCGUUCGUAUCUGAGAACCUGACGCAGAGGAUGACGCGUGAGGCCGUGGACUUCUUAGAGAGGAACUCGGCAGGACCCUUCCUGCUGUUCUUCUCGUUCAUCCAGGUGCACACGGCCAUGUUUGCUUCGAAAGCGUUCAGAGGGACGAGCCGCCACGGCAUCUACGGAGACGCUGUCCACGAGGUGGACUGGAGCGUAGGUCAGAUCAUGCAGACUCUGGACAGACUCAAGCUGAGAGAAAACACUCUUGUCUACCUGACCUCAGACCAGGGCGCUCACCUGGAGGAGAUCAGCGCCACGGGGGAGGUCCACCGAGGAUGGAACGGGAUAUAUAAAGCAGGGAAGGCCACCAACUGGGAGGGAGGGAUCCGGGUCCCGGGAAUCCUGCGUUGGCCCGGGAACAUCCCCAGCGGCAGACAGGUGGACGUGCCCACCAGCAACAUGGACCUGUUUCCUACGGUGGUGCAGCUGAGCGGAGCCGCGGUCCCAGAGGACAGGGACAUAGACGGUCAUGACCUCAUGGAUUUGCUUCAGGGGACAGUUGAAAGGUCGAAUCACGAGUUCCUGUUCCAUUAUUGCAACGCCUACAUGAACGCAGUCCGAUGGCAUCCCCGAGACAGUAGCUCGGUGUGGAAAGCCUUUUACUUCACCCCCAACUUCUACCCAGAGAACGAGACGGCCUGCUUCCACACACACAUGUGCUUCUGCACGUCGGACUACGUGACCUACCACGAUCCUCCGCUGCUCUACGAUCUCACCAGGGACCCAUCAGAGAGCACGCCGCUGACUCCCGACACCGAGCCGGCCUUUCACUCCAUCCUCGCCGUGAUGAAGGAGGCCGUGGAGAAGCAUCAGAGGUCGGUGGAGCCCGUGGAGAUCCAGUUGUCCGGGUGGAACAUGAUAUGGAAGCCGUGGCUGCAGCCCUGCUGCUCCACGUUCACACAGCUCUGUCAGUGCCGGGAGGAUGAAGAGAGCAGUUAACAACGUGGUAGUUUUAAGCCCAACGAGUGAGGAGUUGGGAUGAGAACGUGUUGGCCUCACCCAGCUGAUGGAAAUGCACCUAAUUUGCAUUCCAUUUUUGUUUUUUUAGGUUUUGUUUUCAACCGUUCAGGUUUGACUGGUCUAAGAAUAUUUCUGGCAGAAAGAACUGAAGGCAAACUUGUGCAAAACAAUGUAGAAAAUGUGAUGGAAAUAUGACAAUUAUGUUUGUUUCAUGUAUUGGCUUGAAAUCCCCGUCCACUGGCCUACAUGUUUCUCACUUUUACUGGUCUUUAGCUGUUAGAGUCUCUAUUGUACUGUUGGAUGUGUGUAGCAGGAGGCUGCAGUGAACAGCCUCUAAUUCAAUAAAGAGGCAGUUUCAAGUCGGA
Molecule: messenger RNA, 2226 nt
Organism: Sebastes umbrosus (honeycomb rockfish)
Lineage: Eukaryota; Metazoa; Chordata; Actinopteri; Perciformes; Sebastidae
Gene: sts
Product: steroid sulfatase (microsomal), isozyme S
Exons: 11
Coding region: 110-1840 (576 amino acids)
Molecular function (GO): arylsulfatase activity
Source: RefSeq, a predicted model, not a curated record